GUCAAACCACAACCUAAUUGGUACCAACCAUGGGCGUCGCAGGCCUCUGGCCACUGCUCGACUCAUCGUCAAAGACAGUAUCCCUUGCUGCCCUAUCUCUCACAGAAUUCUCCAAUCCUCAUCGCGGUUACCGCCUGGGCAUCGACGCGUCCAUCUGGUUUUUCCAUGCCGACUAUGGAAAAGAGGGAGAGAAUCCCCAGCUACGCACUCUAUUUUUUCGCUGCGCUACCUUACUCAAGUACCCCAUACUACCACUAUUCAUCUUCGAUGGUCCCAAAAGACCAGAUUGGAAGAGGGGAAAGAAGAUCAACAAGAUGGCCAACAAGCUGACGACAGGUAUGAAGGCUAUCAUUGAGGCGUUUGGCUUCGAGUGGCGGACAGCACCGGGAGAGGCAGAGGCAGAGUUGGCGUAUCUCAAUGCAACACGUGUCAUCGACGGCGUUCUCAGUGACGAUGUUGAUACCUUUGUCUUUGGCGCACACACCGUUGUACGCAAUCCAUCGUCUACUCAUUCCAGCGACGAGAAACGAACACAUGUCCGCAUCUGCACAGAUAUAGAGCCUAGUCGUGCUGACCUUAUCCUCAUUGCGUUGUGCUCUGGAGGCGACUACUGCGAAGCCGGUCUCCCAAGCUGUGGCAUCAAGACAGCCUACGCCCUUGCCCGUGCUGGCCUUGCUACAUCUCUGUACGAAGCAGCCACUACCUUCCCCCGUUCUGAACUUUCUGAAUUUCUUGUCAUUUGGCGGAAGGAGCUUAUUGAAGAACUUCGCACCGACUUACACCGGUGUAUAGGUCGCAAGAUGGGUGCAUUAGCCAAGUCGGUCCCAGACUCAUUCCCCAACAUCGAUAUUCUACUCGCAUAUACCCACCCCAUCACUUCUCGUUCCGAGGGUAAGCCCGAUUACUACGCGGAUAUCUCUUGGACGCGCAAAGAACCACAGAUACCUGCCCUAGCUGGCCUUUGCGAAUUCUACUUCGAGUGGGGGUUCAAAGAAUUGAUCAUCAAGCGAUUCAGAACACUCAUAUGGCCGGGUAUCGCGCUCCGCGCCUUACGACGAUAUAUCCUUGACGAUGACCCCGAAAAGGUGUUCACGCUGUUCAGUGGGGAUCAGCCAGUCCCGGAGGAUGGGUGGAUGAAGAAAAUCCACUCGAAGAGGGAGCAUCAUUCGACCGAUAAAACGCCCGAGUAUCGCGUUGAAGUCGAUCCCACGGCGCUUGUGGUGUUGGCAGAGGCAGGUGUGAAGGGUAUCCGACGCCCCGAUGAUGAAGAGUGGGAAGUCAGCGACGACGAGCAGGAUGACGAAGAUGGAAAGAAAAAAGUCCCUGUGGACCCUUGCGAGCCUCUUCGGCUGUGGUUGCCCUCGGUGCUUGUACGGCAGGCAAGACCGGAGCUGGUUGAAGCCUAUGAGGAGGUGCUAAGAAAGAAGCGAGAGAAGAAGGCACCAAAGGGGAGAAAGAAGAAGGGAGGAGAAGGCGAUGAGAAGCCUAAACGAAAGCCUAGGGUCAACAAGACGAGUAACGAACAGGUUCUCUGGUCGUUCUUCCCGUCGAAGAAGCCCAAUACAGCGACAACGCUAAAGAAUUCGUCCGUAACCAAUGCGGCAUCCGCUACCGCAUCCUUGCCAUCUACCUCUAGAAAAGUGGAUCUCCCUCGGCAGCCACGACCAUUCCCAGCAUCGUUUAGUGAUACCGACAAUGAUGACGACAACAGCCUUCUUAUCCUACAUCUCUCCUCCGAUGACGAAGCUCUUCCUCCCCCACGCACGCCUUCCCCCGAACCUCAAUCCAACCGAUCGAGCAAUGAUGACAGUCCUACAAACCAGGCAGAUUUGCCUAGAGCCAAGACGAGCCCUGGUUCCGCGCACUGUAGGAAGACGAUGGCGGAUGUAUGUCGACGACCAGUAAAGGCCCUAAAGCCGGACGUCAUUGAGAUCUCAUCCUCUUCAGAAGAGGAGGAUAAGGUCAAGAAGACCGUAGGGCCGCCAGUCACACAUAUCCAUCCCCUCCUUGCAGCCCGUGCGCGCGUGAGGCAUUGAGAUACGACCUCGGUCUUUAAGUAUUAUAUACUCCCUACCAUUUUCUCUGCCAUCUUUAGUUAAAUAGCAUGAAUAAACAAACCCAUACGCAUAUACAAAGAGAGAUAUUGGGACGUAUAUGUACCCAACUGCGAUUAACGACAGACCAAGGAUGAAGCAGGGAGACGACAGCGAGGAAGUGUAUACUACAGUAAUAGGCAGUGAUGAUAGAGUAGCGACUAUAAAGUAGAAAACAA
Guyanagaster necrorhizus is the source of this 2272-nucleotide messenger RNA. RefSeq lists its product as uncharacterized. Lineage: Eukaryota; Fungi; Basidiomycota; Agaricomycetes; Agaricales; Physalacriaceae. The transcript has a single exon. The record is from RefSeq and is a predicted model, not a curated record. The coding region runs from base 315 to 2036 and encodes 573 amino acids. Gene Ontology annotation, molecular function: crossover junction DNA endonuclease activity; 5'-flap endonuclease activity.